AUGCAUUCCCCUAGUGCUCAAACCGUUUUUGUUAAGAUAUUUUAUAAAACACAGUAACGGUAACGCAGUUAUAGAUUCUCCGUUUCCUUUCAGAAGACAGUUUGCUCCACACGCAAAAAGAACUUCAUUUUUGUACUGCACACACAGCCGACUGCUACAAAGGCCUGAAAUUGGAAACUCUGGAAGCUUUAAAAGAAACAUGAGUGGAAGACAAAGCAAAGAAUGCAGACCUACUGCACUUUUGGCAGAGAGAAGAAACUCUGUGAGUGCAGAAUGCACUCCUCUAUUAGAUUUUGCACAGUUCAAACCAAGGAUUAUUCCAAAAGUUGAUGAUACCAGGAAGAGAAUAGAAGAUGCAUUACAUAAAUGUUUCCUUUUUAAAUCUCUUGAUAAGGAGCAAACCCAAAUUGUUAUUAGUGCAGCGAAAGAGGUGAACUAUGCAAAAGGGGAUAUCAUUAUUAGACAAGGGGACCCAGGGGAUCACUUCUUCAUGUUGGAGGAAGGAACUUGUGAUGUGUGGAUAAAAGAAUCCGGUGACAAAAAUUCAAGGAUGGUGAAGAGAUAUAGCAAAGGUGACAGCUUUGGAGAGCUCGCUCUGCUUUAUAAUGCUCCAAGGGCAGCAACGAUUAAGGCACUCUCAGACUGUGUGCUUUGGGCAGUUGAUAGGAACACAUUCCAAACAAUAGUAAUGAGCACUACAAUGGUCAAAAGAGAUCUCUAUGAGCAAUUCUUGCAAGAUGUACCCCUUUUGGAGACACUUGAUAGGCAUGAGAGGUCUGCAAUCGCAGAUGUUCUGGUGGAUGAAUAUUUUGUUAAAGGAGAGGACAUUAUUGUUGAAGCAGAACCAGGGGAUAAAAUGUACUUUCUGGAAAACGGGAAGGCUGAGGCAAUUUGUAAGGGCAAAAGAGUCAUGGAAUACAGUAGAGGUGAUUACUUUGGAGAGUUGGCUUUGCUCAACGACCAACCCCGUGCUGCAACAGUUACUUCAGUUACUCAAUGUAAAUGUAUUUCAAUAGAUAGAGAUAGCUUCAAGAGACUGCUUGGCAAAGUGGAAGAUAUACUGAAUCGUAAUAAGAAUUUGUACCAGACAUUUAGGGAUGAUGAUGAUGAGAAGGAAAAAGAUGACAUUACUGAGGAAGAGGACAAGAAGCAGGAAACAUCCAUCAAUGAUGCUGAUAACAAGGACAAGAAGCAUGAGACAUCAGGCAGUGAUGGUACUGAUAAGGAAGAUGAUAAACACCAUGUCUAGACAUCUAGAUGUGACAAUGCUGGGAAUAAAUAAGGAUAAGAAACAUGCGAUAUCUAGGGGCCAUAAAAAGGAUGGUCAUGAAGAUUUGAGUUGGAAAUUACUUCUGCCACUGAUAAUCACAAUUUGCUUAGGCAAGAGUGCAACAUUACUGCUAAGAAACUAUAAUUGGAAAGGAGUUUGAAAAAACUUUGUUGACAUUCACAAAAAUUUACACAAUUUUGUUUUUUGAAGUAGUAGAAAAAAAUAAGAAUGGGACAUAGGUAUCUUUCAAAUAGUGAAAU
Molecule: messenger RNA, 1530 nt
Organism: Cryptomeria japonica (Japanese cedar)
Lineage: Eukaryota; Viridiplantae; Streptophyta; Pinopsida; Cupressales; Cupressaceae
Exons: 9
Coding region: 200-1249 (349 amino acids)
Biological process (GO): regulation of protein phosphorylation
Cellular component (GO): cAMP-dependent protein kinase complex
Molecular function (GO): cAMP-dependent protein kinase regulator activity
Source: RefSeq, a predicted model, not a curated record